Messenger RNA from Dentiscutata heterogama, 1203 nucleotides. The record is from the annotation of a GenBank genome assembly. Lineage: Eukaryota; Fungi; Glomeromycota; Glomeromycetes; Diversisporales; Gigasporaceae.
GAUACUGAUGUACACUUCGUUACGGCUAAUAAAAUGUUCAAGUUUAAAUACAACAAACCUGGUCUGGUCGAAUCUGAUAUAAGCUUUGAUUAUGAGUUUGAGAAUUCUAGCGUUGCAAGUUCUUUUUAUAAAGAAAAUGAUAAUAUUAAUACAGAUGAGUUACCUUUUCAAGAAAGUAUAGAUGAAGCCUCUCAAGAGAGCAUUGAUGAAAUUUCCCAAGAAAAAGUUGUGAAUACAAAAAACAAUACAAAAACUUGGGUUAACGCAAUAAACAAAUAUUUUGCUGAUACAAACCUUACGGGUGAUAUAACACAAAUUAAAGAUCAAUAUGAAUUGGAGUCGAUUCUUAUCAAUUUUUUCGUUGCUUUGAAAAAAAAAGAUGGACAACCCUAUGCACCUACCUCUAUACAUAAUUGUUAUUAUACAAUUGCUCGUCAUCUUCAAAGCUAUUCAUGUCUGAAUCCAAGACCGAAUAUCUAUGAUAAAAAUGUAUUUGCUCGAUUAUAUUCAACUGUAGAUAGCAAAAUAAAACUUACUCAAGAUAAUAAUCCAUGUCAAACUAAAAAAUCUGAUGCUCUAAGUGAUGACGAUAUUGUUAAAAUUUUGAAUCAUGAAGAAUUACUAAAGAAUACACCAACUGCAAUCACAUAUCAAGUUUACUUCUGGUUAUGCCUUCUGUGUGGUUUGCGCGGUGGUGAUGCACAUCGUUUAGAAUUUAACCAUGUAAAAUCGGCUCAUGACAAAGUAAUUCAAGUAACUAUACCUCAGGAAAAAAAUCAUGCUGGAGGCUUGAAAAACUUAACUAAUGCUAGUAGAAGUUGUGAAAUACCUCCUGAUAUGAAUGGUAAAUUCAUACCUGUAGCUGAUAUUUUAUACUAUAUAUAUCGCCGUGGUCAAAAUUUUAAAUCAAAGGAAUUUUUUUUAAAAAUCGCACCUAAUAAAGAUUUUAUAAGGGGAAUUUGGUUCCACGAUGCAACUUUAGGACAACAUUCACAUGAAAAAAUGAUUCAUGAAAUAUGCCGUAUUACAGGAAUUGAUACCAACCUAAAAAAAAUUACAAAUCAUUCUUUAAGGCGCACUUCGAUCCAGAUACUUACACAAUUAAAUGUGGCUACAGAUUGUAUCAUGGCCUUCAGUGGGCAUCGAUCUCUUGGUGGUGUAGCAUCAUACCAAAGUUUUACUCGUGAAAUCUUGCAUAAUACA